Messenger RNA from Bufo gargarizans (Asiatic toad), 734 nucleotides. RefSeq names its product tetratricopeptide repeat domain 9C (gene TTC9C). The transcript is spliced from 4 exons. Bases 30 to 659 code for a protein of 209 amino acids. Gene Ontology annotation, molecular function: protein binding. The record is from RefSeq and is a predicted model, not a curated record. Lineage: Eukaryota; Metazoa; Chordata; Amphibia; Anura; Bufonidae.
CUGGAGCAGCAUGUUUGUAGGAGAGGACUAUGGCUGAGCAGGUAGAGUGCAGAACACGCCCGCUUACUGGCCGUGGCUGUCAGCUGCGGUACCUGACCGGUUUUAUCUGUCCAGCUCCUCACCGUCAUGAGGAAGAUGGAACUGUUGAACAGCGUCUCGCACAGGCAAGUUUAUUCAAGUCUCAGGGGAACACGUGCUACUCUGAACACCGCAUCCGUGAGGCUGUGGGUCUGUAUCACCGUGCCCUCCUCCAGCUUCGGAGCCUAGACCCUCAUUUACUUAAUCCUCUGCCUGGACUGGGCCCUCCUUCAGCUGAACUUACUCCUCAGCAGAUGGAGACGCUGAAAAAUCUUCAAGCAGACUGUUAUAAUAAUUUAGCAGCAUGUCUCCUGCAGAAUAAACCACCAAAAUAUGAACGUGUCUAUGAGUACAGUCUACAGACUCUAAAAAUACAGGCGGAUAAUGUGAAGGCGUUAUACCGUGCUGGUGUCUCCAGCUAUCACCUGAAAGACUAUACAACAGCCCACAGCUAUUUAACAAAGGCUGCUAACCAUCUACCCAAAGAUACAAACAUCAGACAUUAUCUACACCUGGCAGACUCCGCCAUCAGUGCUUCCCGGGCAAAGGAGAAACAGCGAUAUCAGGGCAUGUUUGACUAGUGCUUUGUAAAUUUAUGAAUGGUUUUUCUAACUAAAGUGAAAUAAAUGUAAAAAUGUUUCUUAAUGUUCUUCCAA